AUGGUGUUGCAAAUGACGAGUUACACCAGACCAAAAAAAGUGUGGGAUGGGCUGAAAAAAAGGGAUUUGGGAGUGGAUCGGGUGAGAACGGCUCGGCUUGCAACGUUAAAGAGAGAGCUUGAAAGUUUGCGCAUGAAGGAGGGUGAAAUGGUUGAUGAUUUUGUGACGAAAUUAUCCGGUCUAGCGUCAAAAGCAAGGAGUCUUGGAUAUGAGCUUGAAGAAGGUGAUUUGGUAAAAAGGUUACUAGAUUCGAUGCCUAAGUCGUUUCUUCAAAUCGUGGCUUCAAUAGAGCAAUGUUUCGAGUUGGAUUCAAUGUUAUUCGAUGAAGCGAUUGGUAGAUUGAAGGCAUACGAGGAGUGUAUAAGAGGAACCGAGAAAGUGGAGGACACUCAAGGUGGGUUAUUGUUGGCUAGUGAGGAAAAAUCACAUGUUUGUAAGCAUUGUGGCAAUGGACGUUCAAAUCGGGAUGACUUUGGACGUGACCGGGGAAGAGGUCGGGGGUCCGGGAGAAGUCGAGAUGGUAAUGAACGUGUUCGGGAUAAAAGUCACGUUAGAUGUUACAAAUGUGGUGACCUUGGUCACUAUAAAAACGAGUGUCCUAAAUGGGAAAAGGAAGAAGCGGGUCUAAUCAAAGAGGAAUCGAGAGUGUUUUGA
Molecule: messenger RNA, 654 nt
Organism: Lactuca sativa (garden lettuce)
Lineage: Eukaryota; Viridiplantae; Streptophyta; Magnoliopsida; Asterales; Asteraceae
Source: RefSeq, a predicted model, not a curated record